AUGUCGACGUUUAAGGAUUCCUUCAAGCUUGGGGAAACAGAGGGACUUCCCACCCCCGCCAACGAUAAUUCCGCAGUUCACCCUCUCCCUGCCUCGUGGUAUUCUUCGCCAGAUAUGCAUGAACUUGAACGACGCGCUAUAUUCAGUCGGAAAUGGCUUCUGACUACACACAAGCUGCGUUUCCCUAAAACAGGCGACUGGCUCCGAUACGACAUCGCCGGGUACGCCUUUAUUUUGGUGAAGGAUCGUGAGGGAAAUGUCAAUGCUUUCCACAACGUCUGUCGACACCGUGCAUUCCCAGUGGUUACCGAAGAGGGUGGCACCUCUCGAAUUUUCUCUUGUCAAUACCACGGAUGGUCCUACGGCCUUAAUGGCAAACUUGCGAAAGCACCCGGCUAUCAAGAGCUAGAAGGUUUCGAUAAGAGCAAAAACGGCCUCCUCCCGAUCCACGUUCAUAUUGAUGUCAACGGUUUUGUUUGGGUCAACCUAGAUGCCGGCGAGAAGCCUGAGAUCUCGUGGGAAGAUGACUUCAAAGGUAUCGACUUACAGCCACGUUUCGAGGGGUUUGACUUCGAGGACUAUAAUUUCGACCACGCCUGGGAGAUGAGUGGAGAUUACAACUGGAAGAUCCUGGCAGACAACUACAACGAAUCCUACACUCCUUCGCUUUCUAACCUCAUCUCAUACGCCGUGGACACCAAAGACGGCAAAUCCACAUCCGAGGAGAUUUCCAAUGGGCUGAAGACUGCCAGCACUUACUAUUUCCCUAAUGCUGCUAUGACCGUUUCGCCGCACUUCUUCUUCAUGCAGCGACUUGUGCCUACGGGCCCCACCACAUGCUCAGUGCGCUAUGAAAUCUACCGCAACAAGAACUCUAGCGAUGACGAUUUUGAAAUGAUCAACCAAAUGUACAAGCGUAUGAUGUCCGAAAACAAAGAUCUCUGCGUUGAAACACAAAAGAAUCUGAACACAGGAGUCUCUGUGAAUGGUCAACUCCACCCGACGGAAGAGGGAUCGGUCGACUUCCAGACAGUCGUUCGUGGGCUGAUCGCGGAGCACCAUAAGCGGGAAGAGGAUACAGGGGAGCAGUUUUGGCCCGCACGACAAAGACUCCCCAAGGAAGAGGCAAAGAAAGAAGACCCGAUGUCCGGCCGAGAAACCUUCCUGCUCAAGCUGUGUCCGCUUAAAUCAGCCAUGCCUUUAUACUACAAUACCCAGAGGGUCCCGGGGAGGGCAAUAAAGCCACAAGAGACAGGAAAUGGAAACUCAGAAAAAUGCUAUCCUCUCACAACACGUCCACCAUCCAUUGAACCGAGCACAGUCAAUGACCCAUUCUUCCUCGGGUUUGGCUACGAGGACUCAACCUCUCACCCGUCAUCAUCUGCGAUCGCCAAAGCUAUUGAUCUUUAUUUUGAAUACUGUCAUCGACAACCAAUUUGGUGUUUUGACCGUGAAGAUGUCUCAGACCCCAGUUACCUGUCAGAGGAGCUCGUUUGUUGCCUCCUCGCCUUGACAUCACGAUUCUCAAGAGAUCGUGAUCAUUUACAACAUUAUGGGGAUAGUGCAAGAAGCCUAGUCAUGCUUCGUAUGGCUAACGGCACAGUGGAGCUUGAAACCAUUGAGAGUCUCUGUCUGCUCUCCUAUUCCUCAUUUCUAGAUGGAGAUAUACACCUCGGUCGCUUCCAUCUUGGUCUUGCUCUACAUCUUUGUAGGUCAGCAACGCUGGAUCUCGAGUCAAGUCAUGCCGGCGAAGGUCCCAUGACCGAGCGAAAGAAGCGUCUAUUCUGGAGUCUCCAAUGUCUGGAGCAGUCUUACGGGCAGCAAAAUGGGUUUCUCUGUAUACCAUCAGAAAUCAUGCGCACCUUCUAUGUUGCCUCCAGUGGCGACCGUGCAAAACAAGAUGGGACGGAGCCGAAGCCUCCACCGCUACCGAUAGAUGAUCUUGGUUGCUCGAAAUCAUCCGAUUUAGGGAUUUGGAGCUUAGCAGCCCACUUUGGUUGGGUCUGGAGCAGAGUGCGAACAUAUGUCUCCGAUUGUGCUCGGAAUAGGCUCAAAGAACCCUGGCGACACGAUUCCAUGUACGCCAUGGUGCUCUCCGACCUUACAGAAAUUGAGAACAAGCUUUCCCAGUGUCAUCGAUAUGACUCGGUCAAAUUCUACGAGCGAACAGCAGAGGAGCUGAGAUCGAGCCGAAACUACUGGACCCCAUGGCUGAAGCUACAGUUCACUUAUCACUGCAUUUUGACUGUUCUGAACCAUCCUUUUCUCUACAUUGUGGCAUCACAAUACAACGACAAUCUGGCAAUCCCGAACGCUUUCUGGAGACGGUCAUCCGAGUUGGUCUUACUACACGCUACGUGGCUUGUUCGCAUGAUAGACAUGGUAUCGGAGAAGAAGAUGCGACUGAUUGAUCCGUUCUUCGGACACGCUGCCGCCAUUGCAGCUACCGUGCAUCUGUACUAUUGCUGUGCUGCGGAUCCCCGACUAAAGUACAAAUCCAAGGUUGAUUUCACAAAAUGCCGAAGGUUCCUGAAGAGCUUUGUGUCCUUUUCGCCUGCUUGUGGAAUCUUGGAUCAAACGCUGGACAAGAUGACUCGAAUUGCUUCCGGUUCAGAAAACAUCGACCAUGAUUGGGAGCCCGCGAAGAUUCAUCUCAGUAUACCUUUGAUGUGGGAUGUUCUUCAAGUCAACUGUAAACCCAAGCCACACGAAGUGUCCACGGGCGGCUUGUUGCAUCCAUCUUUGACCCCGACAGUCUCUACAGAGGAGGCGGAGGAUAGCCCAGCCUCGACUCUAGAGGUUAUUGUUGCAAUGUCCCCAAAUAUCACAGUGAACACUGCGGAUGGCGGUCAAGCUGCUCACAUUCCACCAACCAUGCCGCGCAUAUCUUCCACACCAACUUCUUCUGAUCUCGACCUUGGUGAGAAACUCGUGGCGCCUGCCGACAGUUUAAUGACCAAUACCCCCUGGCUAUGGACGGAUCCCUCGCAAUUUGUUGAUAUGGAGAACAAUGUGGGAUACCCGGAUUCCGAAUCCACCCUCGGAAACAUUGAUGGAUUUUCCACUUGGUGGGACUUUGGAAACUUAUAG
Penicillium expansum is the source of this 3090-nucleotide messenger RNA. RefSeq names its product Aromatic-ring-hydroxylating dioxygenase, alpha subunit. Gene Ontology annotation, molecular function: zinc ion binding; iron ion binding; 2 iron, 2 sulfur cluster binding. The record is from RefSeq and is a predicted model, not a curated record. The transcript is spliced from 6 exons. NCBI's taxonomy places the organism in Eukaryota, Fungi, Ascomycota, Eurotiomycetes, Eurotiales, Aspergillaceae. Gene Ontology annotation, biological process: DNA-templated transcription. The coding region runs from base 1 to 3090 and encodes 1029 amino acids.